GGUGAGGCGGACGCUUGGCCCGUUUCCUUAGCAACGAACUCGGGAGCAGAUGGCCACCUAGCGAUUUGUGGGUCUGUGCAGGGUCUGGGUGCAGUUUUUCCAGCUAAGAAGGCCUUACAGCCCCGUUGACCCGAUGUUUCAUGGAACAAUCUUAAAAGAGCUAACUAGUCAUGAAGAAUGGAGUCAUUAUAAUGAAAAUAUAGUUGAAAAUCAAAAAGAUUUUGUUUUUGUAAAAUUCAGUGGCCUUCACUUAAAAUCAGUGGAAAGUUUGCAAUCAUGCAUCUCUCUUAGAGUCUGCAUUUUCUCAAACAAUUUUAUUACAGAUAUUUAUCCACUGCAAAAUUGUAUAAAAUUAAUCAAACUUGAUCUCCAUGGAAAUCAGAUAAAAACUCUGCCAGAUACCAAAUUUUGGAACGGAUUAAAGAAUCUCAAACUCCUUUAUCUUCAUGACAAUGGGUUUGCAAAGUUAAAAAAUGUGUGUGUGUUAUCUGCCUGUCCAAACCUCAUUGCCCUCACUAUGUUUGAUUGUCCAGUCAGCCUUAAACAAGGAUACAGACAUGUUCUUGUUAACAGUAUAUGGGCUCUCAAGGCAUUGGAUCAUCAUGUGAUUUCUGAUGAAGAAAUAAUUCAGAACUGGCAUCUUCCUGAAAGAUUCAAAACAUUUAACCACCGACUUUUCUUUAAUUUCUGCCCUGCAUUGAAAAAGGGAUCAAGCUAUGAAGAUGAAAUUAAUAACAUUAAGUUUAUUAUUUCAAGAAUCAAUACAAUUCUGGCUCAUAAUUCACCAGUUUUGAUUGUUCAAAGAUGGAUCCGUGGUUUCUUAGUUAGAAAAGAAUUGAGAACUUCAUUGUUAUUUAAAAAACAUCAGGGAAAAGUUUCUAAGGCAUAUGAAGGAAAAUGGUUUUAUAGAACCAGAGGAUAUCAAGAAAAAAUCUUUGAAGAUAUCAUUAGGAAAGGUGAAGCUAAUAUAAGAGGAAGUAUUACACCCUGGAAAUCUAGUAUUGAUUCUUCUAUUGAUUUAAAAUACUAUAGUGAACAGAGAAAACAUACUUUUCCUCUUUUAUAUGAAUUAAAACAAAAAGAUAUUGACAAGAAAUUAAAACAGUCAAGAUAUUUUGUUCAAAAAGGUCAGAAGGAGUUUGGAGGUGAAACUAAGAAUGGACGAUUGGAUGACAGUUUUCAGCUAUCAACCUUUAAACUACCCAUAUAUACUUCAGAUGAAUUGAAGUAUGUUACAUUAUUGAAAAAGGAAAGACAAGCUUAUUUUCCCACAUAUGCUGAACUAUUUUCCACCUCACAUGCAGAACCAAUAAUUAAAAAAGACCCACUCUCAGUGAAAAAUAUAACACAGAGUACUAGUGUAAAAUUCCAAAUAUUUAAUGAUAUAGAUCAGUACUUCAUCACACAAAAGAAGGAAGAGCAACAUAAAGAAAAAAUAACAGCAACAGCCAUGGCACAAGUUGCCCAAAGAACACGUAACAUGAAUAUUCAUGAAAAAUUAAAUAAUAAAAGAUAUACUACACAAAAGCGAUUCAUAAGAGACAAUGAGACAGUUCAAAAAUGCCUAAAGCAAUGUUAUCAGGACAGACUCCAUUGCCUUAAAAAAGCUAGACAUAGAGGAUUUCAGUUUCUCAAAGAGAAAAACCUAAAGAUUCACGAUCGUAUCCUGGUCCAAAACAUAAGUAAUGAGCGCAUUCUUAUGUCCAAAAGAAUGGAUAAAGUAGAUAGAAUGAAGAGGAAUGAUGCGAUCUUAAAACAGAAAUACCACUCUACUCAGGAACAACAUAAAGAAGAAAAACAUCAAAGGCAUUUGCUUAAGCAAAUGAAGGAACUUAGGGCUAAAGAAAUACAUAAAAGACAUUGUGAAGAAAAGUUUGUGUUUGAUAUGAUAAAAUUUGAAAAAUCCUGUGUAGGUCUUCAAGAUGCCAAAAGAAAGGCUGAAGUUAUGAAAUACAUGUCAACUCAACAGGCCUCAGUGGAUCAGUAAUGUGAUUCGAUAGUAGAUCACAUGUAUGAUCAUUUUAAAUUGUAGUCGUUCAUUUCAUAUGAAGGACUUAGAAGUAAUAAUCUGAAAAGAAUAAUCUAUAUUUCAAGUUGCAUUUGUAUAAAUAUCUUCUAAAGUAUAAGAAUAAUUUUAAAGUUUUGUGUAUUGGUCACAAUUUAGCUUAAUUCCAGUCAAAUCUGCAUGCACAAAAGGUUCCUUAAACAUAUAUGUGUGUAUGUGUAUAUAUAUAUAUAUAUAUAUAUAUAUAUAUAGUCAAGGAAGAAUUAAAAUGUAUCAUUUAAUGUAAGAACUAUUAUCAAGGAACUAUUUAUACAUUUUUUCAGAUUAUCUAUGUAUGGUAACAUUUAUGUCAUAUUUACUUAUUCUGGAAAUGUUAGCAUAAUAAUUUCUACACUUACUAUAAAGUUUUAUUAAGAUACUGUAUAGUACACUUAUUAUUUUUGU
This is a messenger RNA of Dipodomys ordii (Ord's kangaroo rat), 2449 nucleotides long. RefSeq names its product leucine-rich repeats and IQ motif containing 3 (gene Lrriq3). The transcript is spliced from 8 exons. Gene Ontology annotation, molecular function: protein binding. The record is from RefSeq and is a predicted model, not a curated record. Bases 134 to 1987 code for a protein of 617 amino acids. Lineage: Eukaryota; Metazoa; Chordata; Mammalia; Rodentia; Heteromyidae.